AGGGAACAACCAAAUAAUAAUAAGAAAUAAAAAUAAAUAAUAAGAACCCAGCUCAAAGAUCUGCGUAGAAGGAGCAGAAGACCCCGAAAGCCAACCAAAGAAAACGAUACCAACUCCCACCAAAACCAGCAACAGUAACGUUCCAAUUCUGCAAUAUAGUCAGACUCAGAUUGGUUUUGGAAAGCUUUGAAUCGUAUAGAAAAUUUGACCUUUUUCAAACAAGUUUAUCGCAUAAUUGAUAAUUGGUGGUUUACACUGAUCCUACCUAUUUACUACUCAAUUCUGCAAGCGAGCUAUGAUACUUGCAGUCUUGUUCGCCAACUCGGAAGGCAACAUCCUAGUUGAACGUUGGCUGCAUUGGCGAUCUUUCCUAGUCAAACUAGGGGCAGAAAAUCUUAGGGGUGUGAAAAAUGAAGAGCUCCUUGUUGCUUGCCACAAGUCAGUUUACAUUGUUUACACUGUGCUUGGGGAUGUCAGCAUCUAUGUUGUGGGCAAGGAUGAGUAUGAUGAACUAGCCUUGUCAGAGGUGAUCUUUGUGAUAACAUCAGCUGUGAAGGAUGUAUGUGGGAAGCCUCCAACUGAGCGCCUUUUCCUGGAUAAGUAUGGAAGAAUUUGCUUGUGUCUGGAUGAAAUUGUUUGGAAGGGGUUGCUGGAGAAUACGGAAAAAGACAGAAUCAAGAGACUAAUAAGGUUAAAGCCUCCUACUGAGUUUUAAAUCAAGCUUCCAAGUGAGCGUUGAACCAAAAGCUUCUUGUUGUAACAGCGGCACUGCUGAAUUCAUGCCCAGUAUGUUGUCCAGGCUUUGUGACAGCCAUUAUGUUUUCAAACUUCUAGUUCUUGCAUUUUCGGUGGGGAGAAGAUAAUAGGAAAAUAGUAAAUACCCGCAUUUUUCAAUAUUCUGAACAUAAUGUUAAGUCAGUUCCUUGUUUUGAAAUAUGUUAUACUAUCUGCCUAAGAAUAUAAGAAAGCUAUUUUAGGAACUCUCUAAAAAA
Messenger RNA from Prunus mume (Japanese apricot), 992 nucleotides. The record is from RefSeq and is a predicted model, not a curated record. Lineage: Eukaryota; Viridiplantae; Streptophyta; Magnoliopsida; Rosales; Rosaceae.